CGGCUCUUGGGAAAUGAGCAGGUAGGAGGCUGAGACCGACCUCUGUGUGUUGGAACGGACCGCGAACCGCCGCGUAACGGGGGAGUGCGACAGUUAGCCAAGGUCACCGCGUCCCGGGCAGGCGGGGGCGCGGCUGGGCCUGCGGGACCCGCCCUGUUCGCCGCAUCCCCGGCCCGGCUCGGUCUACAGGGUCCCAGGAUGGCGGCGGCGUGGACGGACCCUGCGCAGGUUGUCCCAUUCCCAGAUCUGAGCUGAUCUACCAGCUAGAGCACGGGCAGGAGCCGUGGACAGUAAGGAAAGACCUCUCUCAAGGACUGUGUCCAGAUGACAAAGGAAAACCCAAGACUCCGGAACCUACCACUUGUGAGCCAGCCUUGUCUGAGGGAGUCUCACUCUGGGGACAACUCACAGAAGGAGCAUCAGGGGAACUCCAGCUGGGGCAAGCCAAGGAUCCAAACGGGCCAUGUGAAAUGCAGGGAGGACACUGGAGAACAGGGGUAGAUGCCCAAAAGGAGAAGCUUCCUGGGGAAACGAGCUCUGGACAUGAUAAUUUAGGGACAGCUGAUGGUAUGUGUUCAAGGACUGUGCAGGAGCAAGCCUGUUUAGGAGAUGCUGUCUAUGCCCGUGACUCACAUGGAUCAGGUAAAGAGCCCAUGCUUCAGGAAGAGGAAAAUGUCUUUAGAUGCAAUGAAUGUGGAAAAGUGUUUAACAAGAAAUGCCUGCUUGCACGGCAUGAGAGAAUUCACUCUGGAGUGAAACCCUAUGAAUGCACAGAAUGUGGGAAGACCUUUAGCAAGAGCACAUACCUCCUUCAACACCACAUGGUCCACACUGGGGAGAAGCCCUACAAGUGCAUGGAGUGUGGAAAGGCCUUCAACCGCAAGUCACAUCUUACUCAGCACCAGCGGAUUCACAGUGGAGAGAAGCCUUACAAGUGCAGUGAAUGUGGAAAGGCCUUCACCCACCGCUCCACUUUUGUCUUGCAUAAUAGAAGCCACACUGGAGAAAAACCCUUUGUGUGCAAAGAAUGUGGCAAAGCCUUUCGAGAUAGACCAGGUUUCAUUCGACACUAUAUCAUCCACAGCGGUGAGAAUCCCUAUGAGUGCUUCGAGUGUGGCAAGGUCUUCAAACAUAGGUCAUACCUCAUGUGGCACCAGCAGACUCACACUGGAGAGAAGCCCUAUGAGUGCAGUGAGUGUGGGAAAGCCUUUUGCGAGAGCGCAGCCCUGAUUCACCACUAUGUCAUCCACACCGGGGAGAAGCCCUUCGAGUGCCUCGAGUGUGGGAAGGCCUUCAACCACAGGUCGUACCUCAAGAGGCACCAGCGGAUUCACACUGGGGAGAAGCCUUACGUGUGCAGUGAAUGUGGAAAGGCCUUCACCCACUGCUCUACUUUUAUCCUGCAUAAAAGGGCCCACACUGGAGAAAAACCUUUCGAGUGCAAAGAAUGUGGAAAAGCCUUUAGCAAUAGGGCAGACCUCAUUCGCCACUUCAGCAUCCACACUGGAGAGAAGCCCUACGAGUGCAUGGAGUGUGGGAAGGCCUUCAACCGCAGGUCAGGCCUCACCAGGCACCAGCGGAUUCACAGUGGAGAGAAGCCCUAUGAAUGCAUCGAGUGUGGGAAAACCUUUUGCUGGAGCACAAACCUCAUUCGACACUCGAUCAUCCACACUGGAGAGAAGCCGUACGAGUGCAGUGAAUGUGGAAAGGCCUUCAGUCGCAGCUCAUCCCUCACUCAGCAUCAAAGGAUGCACACGGGCCGAAACCCUGUCGGUGUAACGGAUGUGGGAAGACCUUUUACAAGUGGGCAAACCUCAGUCAACAUCCAAGAACUUUUACUGGGGAAGAACUUUCUGAAUGUAACCACUGAGGAAAAUCUUUUGCGGGAAGGAACAUCUUACAUAGGAUCAGAUCGUGCAUACCAAAGAGAAACCCCACAAGUGUCUUCACUGUGAGAAAGCCUGUUGCAGAAUAUCACUUGUCACCUAAGGAGUCAUAUUAGAAAUUCAGCCAGUUUAGAGCCUUACUCUCCAUCUAAGAAUUCACCCAGGAGAAAGAUCCAGGGGUUAUCUGUGCACUUAGGAAAAUCUUUAGCUACUCCUAGUUUACAGUGCAAUGUUAUCUCAGGAAUUUUUACAAAAAGAAGGAGGUGACAGAGAAAAGAAAAAGAAAUACAAGCACUGCUUCUUUCCUACUACUCUUGUAUAUACAGUCAUUGCUAUCCAGCGUCAGGAAAGUUAGACGGUUGAGGGCCAGUCUAGCAUCUUAGCGAAUGUUGUCUUUGUUCCACAACAUGUCUCUAUCCUUGAGGAGCAUACUCUUUUUGAAAAAUAUGAAGGCUUGAGUUACGAAAUACUUU
This is a messenger RNA of Propithecus coquereli (Coquerel's sifaka), 2359 nucleotides long. RefSeq names its product zinc finger protein 805. Bases 471 to 1955 code for a protein of 494 amino acids. The transcript is spliced from 3 exons. The record is from RefSeq and is a predicted model, not a curated record. Gene Ontology annotation, biological process: negative regulation of transcription by RNA polymerase II; regulation of cytokine production; regulation of immune system process. NCBI's taxonomy places the organism in Eukaryota, Metazoa, Chordata, Mammalia, Primates, Indriidae.